This is a messenger RNA of Salvia miltiorrhiza (redroot sage), 3213 nucleotides long. RefSeq lists its product as uncharacterized. The record is from RefSeq and is a predicted model, not a curated record. Bases 1 to 3213 code for a protein of 1070 amino acids. The transcript has 3 exons. Gene Ontology annotation, molecular function: zinc ion binding; nucleic acid binding. NCBI's taxonomy places the organism in Eukaryota, Viridiplantae, Streptophyta, Magnoliopsida, Lamiales, Lamiaceae.
AUGCCUCCCCGUCGGCCAUCCGCUCAGAAUAUUCAAGAUGCUCUCCGCCGCGAUGUCGAUUUUCUGUCUCAACAAUUCGAAGAAUUGCGAGCACAAAAUCAAGAGAUCCUCGGUCUUCUGCACGAUCAGCAAGAUCGACACCGCGCCGACCGCCGUCGUGAGCCACACCGCAACGACCAAACCGCUGAUUCUGAUGAGGAUACAGUUACCAUGGAAAAUCCUUUUGCUUCUUUGGAUAACGAUACAAGAUCCGAUGAGACCCGUCGUUGGGAAGCAGGCUUUCGUCUCGAUAUUCCAGAAUUCACCGGUGAAUCUGGCGCCGAGGCCUUCCUUGAUUGGUUACACGAGGUGGAAGAUCUUUUAGAGUUCAAACGGGUUCCUGAGGAUCGCCGUGUAUCCUUGAUUGUAACCCGUUUUCGCGGCCGCGCAUCUGCGUGGUGGCACCAGUUCAAGCUGCUACGUCAACGCCAAGGAAAACCUAAGUUGACUUCAUGGUCGAAACUGCUUAAACACCUCCGCACUGAGUUUCUGCCAUUUAAUUAUACUCGAACUCUAUAUCAGCGUCUCCAAAAUCUUCGUCAAGGCACACGAACUGUGGAUGAAGACUUUUAUCAGUUACUAGCACGAAACGACUUGUCGGAAUCCACCGAUCAGAUCGUAUCCCGAUACAUUGGGGGCCUUCGUCUCCCUUUCCAAGAUACACUUAACAUGUUUGCUCCCAUCUCUGUUUCCGAAGCUCAUCAACGGGCUAUUUUACUCGAGCAACAGUUGGCUCGUCGCCCUCCACCAGUUCGCAAUUCAACGCUGGAGCCGCCAACCUCUCGAGCCCCCGUUCUACCACCUCGCACUGGUCAGUGUUUCAAUUGCGGGGAACCAGGCCAUCGUCAAGCAGCCUGCCCCAGAGCUAAGAACUCUCGCGGCUUACUCACUAACCCUCAGGUUGAUAUGGAGUAUUCUGACCCACCAAUCUAUGAUGAAGAACCAUUGACAGAAAUCCCUGAGGAGCACUUACUACCCGAUGUUAGCGCUGCCCUUGUGCUCCGCCGCACUUAUCUAACGCCUCGAGCCGCUGAUGAUCAUCAGGUUCAUCGCAAUUUAAUUUUUCAAUCUGCGUGCACUAUUAAUGGAAAAGUUUGUCGCUUCAUUAUUAAUACAGGCGCUUGUGAAAAUGUCAUUGCUUCGGAUGCUGUUGCCCGACUCGCACUCACCACCGAACCUCACCCCCAACCGUACUCCCUUGCUUGGCUUCAACAUGGUCAUACCGUUCUUGUGAAUCAUCGUGCUCUGGUGACUUUUUCGAUUGGCAAUAAAUUUACAGAUUCUCUUUGGUGUGAUAUUGUGCCCAUGGAUGCCUGUCAUUUACUAUUGGGCCGUCCCUGGCAGUUUGAUCGAAGUGUUAUGUAUGAUGGUCGCCAUAACACUUAUUCUUUUGUCCACGAGGGUGUGAAAUUGGUACUUUUGCCGUCAAUACCAUCAUCUGUUCCCGCCACUUCUCCACCUAUAGUGUCGGCACCUUCGCCUUCCAACGGCCGUGUUCUGCUCCUUUCUCGAAAUAAUUUUUUUCACGAAUGGGAUGCAGAUUCACCUAUAUUUUUACUGCUUCCACAUGAGGUAACCACUUAUCCGAUUUUACCACCUCUGAUUUCUGAUCUCCUAGCAGAAUUUGCAGAUUUAUUUCCUGCUGACCUCCCUGGUGGGCUUCCUCCUUUACGGGAUAUCCAACACCAUAUUGAUCUUAUCCCGGGAGCGCCGCUGCCUAAUAGACCUCACUACCGCAUGAGUCCCUCUGAGCACGCUGAGCUUAGACGUCAAGUCGAAGAACUUCUUCAGAAAGGCCUCAUUCGACAAAGCUUGAGCCCUUGUGUUAUUCCGGCAUUACUCAUUCCGAAGAAAACUGGCGAGUGGCGUAUGUGUUGUGAUAGUCGCGCUAUAAAUAAGAUCACUGUCCGUAAAUUGGAUUUGCGGAGCGGUUAUCACCAAAUCUGUAUUCGUCCUGGUGAUGAAUGGAAAUCGGUCUUCAAGACUCGUGAAGGCCUUUUUGAGUGGUUGGUCGUUCCAUUUGGUCUAUCUAACGCGCCCAGCACUUUUAUGCGCGUAAUGAAUCAAACUCUGCGGCCGCUUAUCGGCACGUGUGUGGUCGUAUAUUUCGACGACAUCUUGAUAUACAGCAAGUCAGAAUCUGAUCACCUAUCUCACCUAUGUGCCGUACUGCUCAUUCUCCGCCAAGAACGUUUCUUCGCCUCUCCGAAUAAAUGUUGUUUUGCCGUCACUUUGGUCCUAUUUCUUGGCUAUCGAAUUUCUGCUGAAGGUAUUAGCGUUGAUGACUCAAAAAUUGCUGCUAUUCGCGAUUGGCAGACGCCGACUACCUUGACCGAAGUUCGUAGUUUCCAUGGUCUUGCCUCCUUCUACCGGCAUUUUAUCGCCCACUUCAACGCGAUUUCAGCCCCUAUUAGUGAUGUCAUGCAUGGCAAAACAUUCAUUUGGACUCCCGAAGUUGCAGCUGCAUUUAGUCUUCUCAAAUCUAAACUCACCAACGCCCCGUUACUAGUGCUUCCAGAUUUUGAUUCACCAUUUGAAUUGCACUGUGACGCCUCGAAGGCGGGCAUAGGCGCUUUACUUAGCCAAGGGGGGCGUCCUGUCGCCUAUUUUAGUGAGAAGCUCACUGGCGCUCGCACACGAUAUAGUACAUAUGAUGUCGAGUUUUAUGCUAUUGUGCGUGCUGUUCGUCAUUGGCGCCACUACCUCUUUCAACGAGAGUUCGUAUUAUUCUCUGAUCAUGAGGCCCUGCGGUUUCUUUCAAGCCAAGAUUCCUUAUCCACUCGUCAUGCCAAGUGGUCUUCUUUCCUCCAGCAGUUUACCUUUGUUCUUCGACAUAAAUCGGGGGUUUUGAACAAAGUUGCUGAUGCCUUGAGUCGUCGUUCUAUGCUUCUUGCCGAAAUGCGUAUUGAUGUUGCCGGAUUUGAUGAAUUCCGCCAUUUAUACUCCACCGACAGUUAUUUUGGCCAAAUCCUUAUGCAGCUAACCUCUUCUUCAGACCCCAAAUUUUCGACGCAUGAGGGUUUUCUUUUUAAAGGGCUUGCUUUAUGUAUUCCAGCAUGUAGUUUACGCGGCAAGCUUGUUGCUGAAAUUCAUAAUUCUGGUCAUGUUGGUCGUGAUCGUUCUGUUGAACUUCUUUGCGACAUUUUUUUUGGCCUUCUGCUCGCAAAAAUAUGA